AUGUCCAUGGAAACUGGCAACAGAAUACCUGCCACCUUUUUCCCAAAGGGUCUGGUUGAUCUAACACUGAGAUUGGAGGAUACGACUCUGGAUCCAUGGGUUCUCCCACAGGGUCUAGAGGUACUGCAUAUCAGUGGUAAUAAAUGUCCAGUAUCACCAGAGUUUAUUCCAGACUCUGUUAAGGACUUAACGGUAGAUGUUUCUAAUCCUAGUCAAGCAAUAUUCCCUAGCGGACUAGUCAAAUUGACAACAUCAACCAAUUACAAUGCUCCUUUCAACUAUCCACCCACUCUUCGUGAAUUGAUAUUCAAUCGAGAUAAAUGUCCUCCACCAGUCAUCUACUUGCCAACAUCUCUUGAAGAAUAUACUUGUUUCGUUGUUAAAAUCAAAGAUAAAUCAGUAUAUUCGCUUCCAACAACCAAAGUAAUCAACAAUGAUAAUAGUUCAAUAACAGAUAAUCCUCUUCAUUUCAUACUACCACAUCGUCUCAAGAAGAUUAAUGGAAUUUUUAAAAAUUUCUUUUCCAAAGAUAAUAGUUUCAGUUUUAGAAUUGAUCCAAUCAUCAAUUGUUCAAAUGUUGAACAAUUAACUAUCGAUGCUUGUUUGGAUAUCUACAUUAGAAGAUUAGACAAUGGUGAUGUAAUGAUAAACUCUAGUGGUUCAUUUUUUGGUGGAAUUUAUAGACAACAGAGAAUAUUCAUGGGUAAUACUCGUAUUGAAAAUAGAAGUGUCCUCGAUUUCCCAGCACUCUAUUUAAAUUUUAAAUCAAAAGCUAAUCACUUUUAUUGGGAAUGUUACUUGGAUAUAAAUUUACAAUUCAUCGAUGACCAUUUUUAUCCAACACUAUCGGUUUUAUUUGACAAAGAGCUUAUGGAAAAGGAACUAGCCAGUUUUAUCAAAGAGUCUGAUAGUAUCCCAGAAAAAUCGACACGGUACUAUCCAAAAGAAAUGGUUUCAACAUCUUUAGAUAAACAAAAAAAAGAUGAAGAUGAAGAAGAAGAAGACGAUGAUGGCGAUGAUGAAGAAGAAGAAGAAGAAGACUGGUUAAACUAUCAAAAAAGUGACAUUAUUGAUUGGCACCAUCACAAUGUGAAUUCAUUCAAACAAGAUAAAUCACCAGUUCUACAUAUCAAAAUGAAAAUAGAGGUGGUUGAUUUUAUUCAUCGAAACAGAACGGAAUCCUUUUCAGCUAAAGACUUGGAAAAAAUUCAUAAUAUUAACAUACUCAGAUAUCUUCAACAUUAUCGUCCAGAUCUUGUAAUAGGAUCAUCUCUUUUUGAUCGUUCAAUCAUAAAUCAAAAAUACGAGCAAAUGAAAAGAGAACACCUAUCAAAGCUCCCAUCAGGUUCAGAUCCUUUCUUCAAGUACGAUACCAAACUCAUCAGCCGUUUGAUGCCAUCCGAAUCAUUUUCACAAGAUAUUAACAUGCAAAUCAUCGAUACUGGACUAGUCUGUGAAGUCGACGAAGAAAAACGAGAUGAUUUUAUCCAAAAAAUUUACAACAACAAGGUGAAACUUACCAAGCCAAUUCUUGACUACCUAUACAAUAAUGGUGUACCAUUCAAGGAAUACAUAAUCGAUUCUCUUUUGGAUAUUGGAGACGAGCGACUCAAUGACAUUGACCCAAAGGAGUUUUUGGAAACUCAUGUCCAUAAUUGCGCUUCCUAUGAAAAUACUCAACACCUUGCCACCCGUUUGCUCUCAAUACAAAGGAACAUUCUUUAUCUCCUUGACAAUGGUGCACCAUUGUCAGUGUUUUCUGAAUUGGACCUCAAGAAAACAAGUGACUUUAAAGUAUUGCAACACAACCGACGAGAUUGCUUCAAAAUGGUCAUCGACAAAUUAAAAGAGGAAACCAAAGAUAUGGAUAUCGAAACUGGAAGAAAAACAAUAGAAUCGGUUGUUGAUAAAAUGGGUUUCGAUCGUUUGGGCGAGGGUACAGAAUGUUCAACCUUAAUGCUUGAAUAUUGUUUGGAGUUGAUCACCAAAGAUCUUCCAAGUGGAAUAUUAUCACAAGAAAUGAUGGAACAGAGAUGUGCAAAAUUGGUCAAACAUUACCAUUUCGAUCUUGCACUCGUAGUAUCCAAGUAUUUCAAUAUUGGAUUUGAUACAAUCAAGAAAUACAAAUUCUCUAAAAUACCCUUCCAAGCUGCCAUCUUUUUUGGCAACUCAUUCAACUUGGCCUUUGAAGAUUUCCCAAUCGAAUUAUUGUCAAAUCUUUCUCAAAAACAACAAGACUUUUUAAAAGAUAAAUUUCAUUUUCCAUCUACCAUAGUAAUCAACAAUGACAAUAGUUCACCAACAACCAAAGUAAUCAACAAUGAUAAUAGUUCACCAAAAGAUAAUCCUCAUUUUAUAUUACCAUAUCGUCUCAAAAAGAUACGAGUUAUGAAUAUCGAUAAAGAAAUACAACAUGAACACCAUCUCAAAACAAAAACAACAACAACAACAAAUAAUACAACUCAAACAUUGGCACCUGGAGGUGGGUUAUCAAACUUGCUGCUUUUAAAGAUCGUUGGCUAUCUAGAUGACAUUCAAGAUAUUGCAUGUCUGCUGAUGACUUGUAAAGCAUACUACAUUGCAUUCAGAGUCAACUAUACAAAUGUAAUCACCUUUAAAUAUGUUGAAAGAGAUGACGACUAUCAUAUCAUCAAGCAAUCUAUGAAGCCGUUUCAAGAAAUCUAUAAAGCAAGCUACGAUCAAAGAGGUUGGUUUAAUCUUGAUCGCAUUAUCCGCAACGAAACGGAACCACUUGAUUCACCUAUCGCGAUGAAAGACAAACCUAUACUUAUUAAUGCCACGGUCAAUCAAAAUAAUAUCACAAGAAUACCACCAACUCGCAAACUCACCAUCAUGGGAAACAACAUCGUCGACUGCAAUGUUAUCUUGUCUAAGCUUGCUGAUCCAAGAAUACUUGAAUCUCUCGAAAUAAGCAACCAACAUGACAACAUUGACCCGCUCCAAGUACCAUCGCUAAAGUCAUUAAACAUAUCUUUAACAACACAAUACUAUUAUAUUCAAUUCCCAUUGACACUAGUCGAAUUGAGUCUCAAAUAUAUUGACAAUGAACGUUUUAGUUUGGACCUUUUAAAACUAGAACAGCUCACCAAACUAAAGAUUGCCUCCAAUUGCCCCUACUAUAUUCACGCAAAAGACAUCAAGAUACCCAAAACGUCUCUCAAACACUUGUCAAUCCAAUUCAUUCUUUACGCCGAGUUUGAAGACUUUUUCCCAGACACUCUAGAGUCACUUGACCUUCAAGACAUUAAUUUUCUUGGUGAUGCAUUACCACCACCAAAUCUUAUCUCAAUGUCGAUUGGUAACUGUGAAAAGAUACUACCAGCCAACUACUUUCCAAGCAGUCUGAAGAGUCUAAAGUUUAUCUAUUGUUUCAAGUCUUUUUGCGCAGGUGCACUUCCAUUGGGUCUCGAAACACUGGAAUUUUUCUACUAUAAUGGUCCAGUAACACAAGAGUACAUCCCAGACACUAUCACUUCACUAACAAUCGACGAUACCUUGAAUACCUUCGUGCCGAGUGGUCUACAACACCUCACCUUUGGACCAGAUUCAGAUCAAGAUCCCCCUAUACAUUAUCCUUCAACGAUGCGAUCUAUUAACUAUCGAAACAGCCAUCCUCAAGAACCAAAGAUUAUAAACUUGCCCACCUCUCUAGAGUCGUUCUCUUGCGAUGCAGUAUGGGUCAAAACAACAAACAAAAACUCAGAAUUCCAACUUCCACCAACUAUGGUCGUCAACAAUGAUGACAGUCCCCUAUCAGGUAAUCCACCUCAUUAUGUUUUACCUUCACGUGUCACUCACUUGACCCUCCGCGCUCAGGUGGUCAAAACAGAAAGUAAAUUAAGUUUUAGAUUGGAUACAAUCAUCAAUUACUCAAAUGUACAAGAUCUAUCAAUUAUCAUAAAUAGUAAAAGAGAGAUGAAAUUUAAAAUCAGAAGAUUGGAACCAAACAGUGAAUACUUUAUGUUACACUCCAAGGACAGUUUUGAUGGAGCAAUCGUUAGACAAAAAAGAUUGUGCAACAAUAGUAUGGUUAAUAGAAGUAUUCUUGAAUAUUAUCCAUUGAAAUCAAUUCCAUUUAUAUCAAAGUAUUACUCCAAUAAAUUAUACGACGUUUGUAUUUAA
Molecule: messenger RNA, 4143 nt
Organism: Cavenderia fasciculata
Lineage: Eukaryota; Evosea; Eumycetozoa; Acytosteliales; Cavenderiaceae
Exons: 6
Coding region: 1-4143 (1380 amino acids)
Source: RefSeq, a predicted model, not a curated record